UUUUUUUUGGCAGGCGGGGAAUCACUGUUGAAGAUUCUCAUUGAUUCAGUCCCCCUAAAAGCAGUCUAUACAGAGGAAUUGUGUACGGAUUAAGUUUGACGGUUUACUAAACGUCAUUUAAUUAUCUACAUUUGGAAGAAAAAACAGGGCAGCUGCAAUGUGGAUUCAAGUGCGCACCAUGGAUGGCAAGGAGACUCAUCGGAUUGACUCCCUGUCCAAGCUCACCAAGGUGGAUGAACUGCGCCUCAAGAUCUCGGAGCUCUUCAAGGUUGAGCCAGAAAGACAGAGGCUCUUUUACCGGGGCAAGCAGAUGGAGGACAGCCACACCAUCUUUGAUUACAAUGUGGGGCUGAAUGAUAUAGUGCAGCUCCUUGUUAGACAGGCUACGCCCCCUGCCGCUGUCCUCAAGAGCAAGGACAAAGAGGCCGAGCUCUCUGACUCUGACUCUGGCUGUGGCUCGGCACAGAGCGAGUCGGACAAGAGCUCGACCCACUCGGAGGCAGAGGUGCAAGCAGCCGGAACCUCUGCCCAAACAGACACACCAGACCUGGUCGACCCGGGAUUUGGCUUUUACAAGAUUAAUGAGUUUGUUGACGCCAGAGACUUGAACAUGGGCGCCUGGUUUGAGGCCCAGAUUGUGAACAUUACAAAGACCACAAAGACACCUGGAGAGGAAGAGGGCUCUGACUCUAAACUCGGCGAAGAGGAAGUUAUUCACUACCAUGUCAAAUAUGAAGACUACCCAGAGAACGGAGUGGUGCCUCUGCAGUCCAAGGAUGUACGCCCACGCGCCCGCACAGUCUACCAGUGGCACCAGCUGGAGGUGGGCAUGGUGGUCAUGGUAAACUUCAACCCAGACGAACCCAAAGAGCGCGGCUACUGGUAUGACGCCCAGAUCCAGAAGAAGAGGGAGACACGCACUGUGCACGAGAUCUACGCCAAAAUACUGCUGGGGGUUGCCGGUGACUCCCUAAACGACUGUCGCAUUAUGUUCUUGACUGAGAUCUACAAAAUCGAGGAGCCUGGAGGCUUGGAUGGAUCCGGAGCGGGAUCUGAUAGCCCAUUGAAAAGGUCAAACGGACCCGAGUGCAAACACUGCAAAGAUGACCCCAAGAAGAACUGCCGCUGGUGCAACUGCCAUGUAUGUGGCGUGAAGCAGGACCCGGACAAGCAGCUGCUGUGUGACGAGUGUGACAUGGCAUUCCACAUCUACUGCCUCAACCCCCGACUGACCAGCCUCCCCGAUGACGACGACUGGUAUUGUCCCGAGUGCCGCAACGAUGCUAGUGAGGUGGUGCUAGCAGGAGAGAAACUCAAGGACAGCAAGAAGAAAUCCAAGAUGGCGUCCGCCAGCUCAACCAGCCAGAGGGACUGGGGAAAGGGCAUGGCUUGUGUUGGCCGCAGCAAACAGUGCACUAUUGUUCCUUCCAACCACUACGGCCCUGUCCCUGGCGUCCCGGUCGGAAGUAUUUGGAAGUUCAGGGUCCAGGUGAGUGAGUCUGGUUGCCACAGGCCACAUGUUGCUGGGAUCCACGGGAGGAGCAACGAUGGAGCUUAUUCCUUAGUGCUGGCUGGGGGCUAUGAAGACGACCAGGAUGACGGCAACGAGUUCACCUACACCGGCUCUGGAGGGCGAGAUCUGUCUGGCAACAAGAGGACAGCCGAACAGUCGUGUGAUCAGAAGCUCACCAAUAUGAACAGGGCUCUGGCUCUAAACUGCAACGCAUCGGUGAACGAGAAGGAUGGGGCCACGGCAAAAGACUGGAAGGCAGGCAAGCCGGUCAGGGUGGUGCGCAAUUCCAAGGGCCGCAAACACAGCAAGUUCAGCCCGGAAGAUGGCAACAGAUACGAUGGAAUCUACAAGGUGGUGAAAUACUGGCCAGAGAAGGGCAAGUCUGGCUUCCUCGUCUGGAGGUAUCUGCUUAAACGAAAUGACGACGAGCCAGCGCCAUGGACCCGGGACGGCAAGGAACGCAUCAAGAAACUGGGACUCACCAUGCAGUAUCCAGAAGGCUAUCUGGAAGCCCAGGCUGCCAAGGAGAAGGAGAACAAGGAGAAGGAGAACGAGGAGGUAACUGAAACGCCCACCAAAGGGAAGCGGAAAAGAAAGUCUCAGUCUAAUGAAGCUGAAGAGAAGUCAUCGCCAGCUAAGGGCACUCCCAAGAAGAUGAAGUUGGAGGCUUACAAACUGACCAAAGAACAGAAGGACUGGAUCAAGGACGACGAGCCCAACAGGAAGGUGUGGGACGAAGCCAUGGAGUCUCUGGCCCUUGGCCCGAAAUUCCUGAAUAAAGUCGAGGAGGUUUUCUUGUGUAUAUGCUGCCAAGAAGUGGUAUUUCAACCUAUCACCACUGAGUGCCAACACAAUGUCUGCAGGGAAUGCCUUCAGCGGUCUUUCAAGGCAGAGGUGUACUCUUGCCCAGCAUGCAGGCACGAUCUGGGCAAAAACAACCCAAUGAGUGUCAACAAACCCCUCCAAGCCAUUCUCAACCAGUUCUUCCCAGGAUACAGCAGUGGACGGUGAUAACUCGUUCCAGCUGCUUGACCAGCAUGUGGACUACAUGAACUAUGAGGGCAGUUAAGCAGUACAGGCAACAACAAAAAACUUUUCUUAAUAUAAUUAGCAAAUGUAAAACGCUGUCUGUUUGGUCGCUGAAAUGCCACCCCAUCUUCUCCAGUCCUAUUUGUAACGAACUGUAGCUAUGAAACUGCCUUGAUCAAAUGUAUCUAAUGUUCUUCUGUAACAAUGCAUUUUAACUUGACUUGCCAAAAUCAAUACACAAGUUGAUUUCCUUCAAGCACAUGUACAAGAUGUAUACGAUAUGGAUACUUCGCAGAACAUUUUGUAAUAGAUUUUAAUCAAUUGCAUACAUUUGUAUUUAGAAAACACUCCCUUUAUAGAAUGUAUAUUUUAUAUUCUAAGUUUUAUGUCCAAUAGUACUGUUCCUAGCUCAUGUAUUUCCAUAAGCGAAGCACAACUGAUAAAUCCGUUGCAACCCUGUUUUGAGAAAAUGUCCUCCAUAUCCCGGGUUUGAGUUAAUGUCCUGAUCUUAGAUUGUGCCUGCCAUCGCUCAAUGGCUUGUUUUACAUGUAGCAUCACGUGUUGCUGCAUCCUUAACAACUUGUGCUUGAGUACAUGACUGUGGGCUAUAAUAGAAGGAAUGAUGGGUUUGGAUUUGAUAUUGAACCCUAAAGUUAUUCUAUUUUCUAUAGAAAUUAUUUAGUUGUGGUGGAUGUGAUCAUUUUAUGUGUUGAAUUAAUUAACAUUCCAGCAAUGUACGUACUUUAAAAUGUAUGUUUACUCUUUCAAAAAAACUUUUUUCCAUUUAUUUUGCCAUGUGUUAUCUGAUGGAGUUGCUGAACAUUUGAUUUAAAUUUGAGCAGAGCAAAAAUACUCCACAGAAACGUAUACCUUUCACUAAUCUAUGAAAUGGCAGAUUUUUCUAUUUUGUAGUAAUUAUUUCCUAGUUGUAAAAUGUAUUUAACCUUAACCCUUUAAGCACACGUUUUCCAUCUGAACAAACCCAAAGAUGUAAACCUGUAACCAUUGUAGGGUUGAGCACAAUUCGCCAUUUAGGUGUGCCACAACCUUUUGAUUCAUGGCAGGGCUGUGGAAAACAUCUAGCUCUGUUGAACUUGACCGUAUUGGUUCAACAGAAAAAUAUUUAAGAUCCAGAAAUUUAAUUUAGCUCAAUUUCAUAUUUCUGCUUGUGUUUUAUUGCAAAAUGAAUGCCAGUAGCUGCAGAUGUUAGUAAUAUCCAAAUAUUUACAACAUUUGCAUACUGGAAAUGUAUAUUUUCAAAUUGUAUAUGUUUUAGUUGUUUGUAGUUUUAGAAGUAACUUGCUUGCACAUGGUUUCCCAAGUGCAGAAUUUUCCAAUACAUCUUCAACCUUUUUUUAUAAAAUACAAAUUGCAAAAUUGAAAUGUUACUGAGAUAUAAAGAAUAUAAAUGGUGCCUUUUGUUAAAUAUUAUGAUUACUGUCGGGUUUUUUGUUUUUUUUUACAAUAACUGCAUAGAACUAAGUGUCAUUUUGAAAGUGCUUAUUCGUUAUGCUGCCACAUCUUACAAUACAUUUUUGGCAAGCGGUGCCUGGCUGAAAUCCAUAGGUUCUCUGCCAUUUAUGAAAAUAUGUACACGUCUUGUUGUAAAGGAUGCUGCACUUUUCCUAAUAACAUGGCUCUAUUUCGA
Messenger RNA from Oncorhynchus nerka (sockeye salmon), 4190 nucleotides. Its product is annotated as E3 ubiquitin-protein ligase UHRF1. The transcript has 17 exons. Gene Ontology annotation, molecular function: ubiquitin protein ligase activity; protein binding. NCBI's taxonomy places the organism in Eukaryota, Metazoa, Chordata, Actinopteri, Salmoniformes, Salmonidae. Gene Ontology annotation, biological process: negative regulation of gene expression via chromosomal CpG island methylation. The record is from RefSeq and is a predicted model, not a curated record. The coding region runs from base 158 to 2524 and encodes 788 amino acids.